This is a messenger RNA of Gastrolobium bilobum, 2062 nucleotides long. Its product is annotated as guanine nucleotide-binding protein subunit beta-1. The transcript has 6 exons. Gene Ontology annotation, molecular function: signaling receptor complex adaptor activity; hydrolase activity, hydrolyzing O-glycosyl compounds; protein binding. Gene Ontology annotation, biological process: G protein-coupled receptor signaling pathway; carbohydrate metabolic process. Gene Ontology annotation, cellular component: cytoplasm; plasma membrane; heterotrimeric G-protein complex. Bases 35 to 1693 code for a protein of 552 amino acids. The record is from RefSeq and is a predicted model, not a curated record. Lineage: Eukaryota; Viridiplantae; Streptophyta; Magnoliopsida; Fabales; Fabaceae.
CACAUCAUAAACAUUAGUUGGGGCUUUUGAAGCCAUGGUCACACCUUCAAUCCUCCUCUGCCUUUCUCUAUUGGCUAUCUCCCUCAGCUUUACUGAGUCGCAAUCCUUCAUCGGCGUAAACUACGGCCAGGUCGCCGAUAACCUUCCUCCGCCGGAGGCCACGGCCAAGCUCCUCCAAUCCACCACCAUCGGAAAAAUUCGUAUUUUCGGCACCGAUCCUGGGAUCAUCAGAGCCCUGGGAAAUUCCGGCGUCGGGAUUGUCAUCGGCGUCGGAAACGGCGACAUUCCGAGUCUAGCCUCCGAUCCCUCAGCGGCAACUCAGUGGGUCAGUGCGAACGUGUUGCCUUACUACCCAGUCAGUAACAUCACUCUGAUCACCGUCGGCAACGAGGUGUUGACCUCCGGCGACCAGGGCCUCAUCUCGCAGCUUGUUCCGGCAAUUCGAAAUGUCCAAAGUGCCAUCAGCUCGGCGUCGCUCGGCGGCAAGAUCAAGGUCUCGACGGUGCACUCCAUGGCCGUUUUGACUCAGUCGGAUCCACCAUCGUCCGGGUUGUUCAACCCGGUUCUCCAAGAUACCCUGAAACAGUUGCUGGCGUUUCAGAGGGAUAACAAUUCGCCACUUACAAUCAAUCCGUACCCGUUCUUCGCUUACCAGAGCGACCCGAGACCCGAAACGCUCGCAUUCUGCCUGUUCCAGCCCAACUCGGGCCGGGUUGACUCGGGUAACGGAAAGCUUUACACGAACAUGUUCGAUGCUCAGGUGUACUCAUUGGAUUGGACGUCAGAAAAGAAUCGAAUUGUAAGCGCAUCCCAAGACGGCCGAUUAAUAGUGUGGAAUGCUCUAACAAGCCAGAAAACUCAUGCCAUAAAGCUUCCUUGUGCAUGGGUCAUGACCUGUGCUUUCUCACCUACUGGUCAAUCUGUUGCAUGCGGUGGCCUUGAUAGUAUUUGCUCUAUUUUUAAUCUUAAUUCUCCCACUGACAGGGAUGGGAAUCUAACUGUUUCACGGAUGCUUACUGGACAUAAAGGUUAUGUUUCCUCUUGUCAGUAUGUUCCAGAUGAAGACACUCAUUUAAUUACUGGUUCUGGUGAUCAGACGUGCAUAUUGUGGGAUAUUACUACUGGCCUUAGAACAUCUGUUUUUGGAGGUGAAUUUCAGUCUGGACAUACCGCAGACGUACUUAGCAUUUCUAUUAAUGGAUCCAACUCUAGAAUGUUUGUAUCUGGUUCUUGUGAUGCAACUGCCCGAUUGUGGGACACUCGUGUGGCAAGUCGAGCAGUGCGGACAUUCCAUGGGCAUGAGGGAGAUGUUAAUGCUGUCAAAUUCUUUCCUGAUGGAAAUAGAUUUGGAACUGGCUCAGAUGAUGGAACUUGCAGAUUGUUUGACAUUAGGACUGGGCACCAACUUCAAGUAUAUUAUCAGCAGCACAGUGACAAUGACAUCGCGCAUGUGACCUCCAUCGCAUUCUCUAUAUCUGGAAGACUUCUUUUUGCUGGAUAUACAAAUGGGGAUUGCUAUGUUUGGGAUACUUUAUUGGCAAAGGUAGUCUUGAAUUUAGGAUCUCUCCAAAACUCUCAUGAGGGCAAGAUCAGCUGUUUAGGUUUGUCAGCUGAUGGAAGUGCUUUGUGUACAGGAAGUUGGGACACAAACUUAAAGAUAUGGGCAUUUGGCGGGCAUAGGAGGGUGCUUUGAUCCACCAAGGGGGCAAAGACUUUUACUCUGACUUCCUUUGUCAGGGUCACUCCUUGCAUGGUAUUGUGGUUCAUCAUGAACUGGUAAUGAUGCUUGUUAUGGUGAAUUUGGAGGAAGAAUUGGAAGUCAAGGUUAUAUAACCUUUAGCGAUGGAACUAGUGCAGCAGUUUGUUCUUCCUGGUGCCCAUUGGUUCGUGUGUGAUCUAGUAGUUUAUCCAUUGUACUGACCGCUUCAUGCCUAUACCUUAAACCAGAAUGAAGGAUUAUUUACUUUCUCAUCUCCAUUUAACUUUUUGACGAUGUUAGAAUUCAUAAGAUCUACGUCACUUGCCUCAAACCGUGCUGUAAGGAAUGGAGUGACGGACAAAA